Messenger RNA from Xiphophorus maculatus (southern platyfish), 3072 nucleotides. RefSeq names its product serine incorporator 4 (gene serinc4). Lineage: Eukaryota; Metazoa; Chordata; Actinopteri; Cyprinodontiformes; Poeciliidae. The transcript has 11 exons. Gene Ontology annotation, cellular component: membrane. The record is from RefSeq and is a predicted model, not a curated record. The coding region runs from base 253 to 1803 and encodes 516 amino acids.
CUUCUCCCUCUCCUGUCUCCUGGCAGCAGCCGACACAGCCGCAGAGCCAACUGACUCAGGACAUGGGCAACAAAGCAAGCGGUUCUCCUGCCAGGCGGUGCGGCCGGGGCUCGGGCUGAGGCUCUGGGCUGCAGGGGGCCCAGCCGGACCGGAUCCACCGUUAAUCCUCUGACCGGCCUGCCGGAGGGCUCCGGCCUCCUGGAGGAUGUGAGGUGCUCUCUCUGGGGAAAAAGCUGCCGGUGCUGGAAGUUCAUGGCCAAAUGUAGAGCUUCGGUGGUUGACGACAAAUACUUGAGAGGGACGAUGUCGGCCACGCAGGGGAUGAGCCGCACCAGCGUCUACAGCUACUUCCUCAACAUGGUGGCCUAUCAGAUUUGUUGCUGCUGUGGACCGGCUCCCUGCUCGCUCUGCUGUGCCUUCUGCCCUCCUGUCAAAUCGUCCACCAGCACACGGGUCAUGUACACCUUCUUCCACAUCAUGAGCUGCGCCGUUUCCUGCCUCAUGUUGUCCCGAACCGUCUCUGAGCUAGUCAGGGAAAAUGUGCCUUUCUUCAACGUGGUGUGCGACCAGGCGCACGGCGGAGGCCACUGUGAGAUGCUGGUGGGAUACUCAGCGGUCUACAGAGUCUGCUUUGGCACUUCCUGUUUCUACCUGAUGAUGGCGAUCUUCCUCAUCGACGUCAAGUCCAGUCAGGACUUCAGGGCGCUCAUACACAACGGGUUUUGGUUUUUGAAGUUCAUCACCUUGCUUGGGAUGUGCACUGCUGCCUUCUUCAUCCCGACAGAGUCCUUCCUGCACGCUUGGCAUUAUGUCGGUGUGGUGGGAGGGUUUGCCUUCAUCCUCAUCCAGCUCAUCCUCAUCACGGCGUUUGCUCACACCUGGAACAAAAACUGGUUGACCGGAGCGGCAGAAAACAAGCGCUGGUACCUGGCGGUGAUGUGUGCCACGCUUUUCUUCUACACCAUCGCCACCAUGGCCUUCACCUUCAUGUACAAGUACUACACACACCCCAUCGCCUGCCACUUCAACAAGGUCCUGCUGUGGGUCAACCUGGGGCUCUGCGGCCUCAUGUCCUUCAUCGCCGUCACGCCGUGCGUCAAGCAGAAACAGCCUCGCUCUGGGCUGCUUCAGGCCUCCAUCAUCAGCUGCUACGUCAUGUAUCUCACGUUCUCCGCUCUGUCCAGCCGUCCACCAGAGAAAGUGGUGUACCAGGGCAUGAACAUGACCGUCUGUUACCCCAGUGUGGGGCAAGAUGGAGUGAAGAACGAGGGCAACGCUGUGGCCAUCAUCGGCGCCGCCAUCAUGUACUGCUGCGUUCUGUUUGCCUGUAAUGAAGCUUCGUAUCUGGCCGAGGUGUUUGGUCCGUUCUGGAUGAUCAAAGUUUAUCGUUAUGAGUUCCAGAAAGCGACGUGUUGCUUCUGCUGCCCAGAGGAAGAAGCAGUUGAAGAUGAGUUUGUGGUUGAUGAUGACAACAAAGGCUGUCAGAAGGUUAUUCAUAAUGAGACGCAGCGGGUGGCGUACAGCUACUUCUUCUUCCAUUUCGUCUUCUUCUUGGCAUCGCUGUAUGUCAUGAUGACCCUCACUAACUGGUUCAGCUACGAGUCGGCGGUGUUGGAGACCACCUUCACCCACGGCUGCUGGUCCACCUUCUGGGUGAAGAUGUCGUCCUGUUGGGCGUGCGUCAUCCUCUACCUGUGGCUGCUGCUGGGCCCGCUGUGCAGCUGCCAGAACGAGUCCAGGCCGCGCCGCUCCCGCAUCAAACGCCGCUCCGCGUCCUGCCGCCACGUCAGCGUCAGCGUGUGACACCGUCAGCGACGCCCCAACGUGGCCGUACAAGGGCGGAGCGAGGCGGGUCGGCCGCGGCGCUCUGGGGGCUGCUGGGGUCAAAGACUCACAGAGUGAGAGUGAGAGCCGAGCGCCGGGCCAGAGGGACCGGAGCUACACUCAACCACAAUCAGGGACGUGAUUGUGACUUUCAAACUCGCAGAAUGAAUUGCCAAAGGGAGCCGGAGGAAAGGACCGUACACUGAAAAAACACAAAAUCUUACCAAGUAUUUUUGUUUACUUUCUAGUGAAAAUAUCUUAGAACUCUUGAAAUAAGACAAAAAUAGGAGCUUGUUUAAAGUUAAUAACUAAAUGUAAUAUUGAUGAAAGACUGCUAGUUCACUAAGAACAGGGAAAAAUAGCUUCUGAGAAUACAACUAGUUUUUUUUCAUCAAUAAUAUGAAAUUAUUAACUUAUAGCAAAGUCCUAUAUCUUGCUGAAAAGUUACUUGUAAGUUAGUGUAAGUGUACUGAGAUAUUUGCAGUAGAAAGUAGACAAAAAUGCUUAGUAAGAUUUAGUUGUUUUUUUUGCAGUGUAUUUCUCGGGAAUGACAUUAAGGAUCUGAAAAAAUGUGCACGUUUUAUAUCUUUACUGUUGAAAUGUGAUAGUACUUUUUUAUGAUCAUGUUUUCCAAUAUUUAGACAGGCAGUGUCUGUUUGCUGUAACAUGACAGCCGAGGAAGAAACUCUGACACUGAGCCGAUUUUAUUCAGCCUUUUUGUCCUCUGAUCAUCUGAUAAUGUAGAAAUCUUGUGAAAACUCAUUCCACCUCAUGCCACACACUUCACAGUCAUCAGAAAUGUAUUUUUAGUCCCUUACAUUAAGACAUCUGUUAAGACAUCAUCAGUAAAUACAACAACGUGUUUCUGUUUGUAUCCACUUUGCAUUCCAGCAAACCGUUUCUGGACAAUUUUGGGACGUGUGCGCUUCUUUUUACUGUGGUAUGACUGUUGCAAUCCCAGUUUUUGUCACUAGAUGUCACUGCAUCAAACGUAAUGAGCUUUUAAACGAGAAAGACAGCAGAGAAAGAGUUUUUAAAAAUGUGAGAACUGGAACCUGUGCAGGAUAUUGUGAGGAUAAGCUGCUUCAUUUGGAAAUCCCGUCACUCUGGUGGAAGACUGCGCUUCAAUCGAAAAUGAUCGAUGAUGUCAACACUAACAUCAGGCUGAGCGACUCGGCUUAAAAUUAAAAUCUCAAUUUUUUUUAUACCAGAUCCACUUUUCAAUUUAAAUUUUUUUUUAUCACAUUA